Gloeophyllum trabeum ATCC 11539 is the source of this 1410-nucleotide messenger RNA. RefSeq lists its product as uncharacterized. The coding region runs from base 1 to 1410 and encodes 469 amino acids. The record is from RefSeq and is a predicted model, not a curated record. Lineage: Eukaryota; Fungi; Basidiomycota; Agaricomycetes; Gloeophyllales; Gloeophyllaceae. The transcript is spliced from 2 exons.
AUGCCUUCCGACCUAUGGAAGAAGGACUUCAGCGGCCGUGUGAAAUUCGUUCGCGACCUCACCGUCUCAGAUAUAGAGCAAUGCCUUCCGAUCGCCCGUCGCGUCCGCUCCCUCUAUGUCGACCGUCACAACGAUCCUCUUGAUGAAGGAGUCUACAGUAAACUGUUGGCACUCACGCCUCAUGCGGCUGUCUUCCCGGACCUGGUGUCGCUAUCUUGGACAGACAGAGAUCCGGUAUAUCUACCGCUAUUCUUGUCCUCCGUUAUGCAGACGGUGACCAUAUCCUUCGGAGUCUACAACACGACGAGCAGUGCAUUGAAUUCCUUGACAGAACUAGUGAAGAGAUGCCCCAUUCUGGAGACAGUGCAUUUCCUAGGCCCAUCCGCCCGGCGUAUUGCAGAUGACCCGCACUUUUUAAAUGUACUGACGUUGCUCCGGAACGUACGGGAGUUCACCUGUUUCGUGAACUCGAUUCCCCCCGAGUUUUGGCUCGCUCUCGCCUCGUGGCCCAAGUUGCGGAAGCUGACGCUUGUGAGUCACGUUGAGUCUAAUAGACCUCCCAUUCUGCCCUCGGUCCCGUCACCUGAUGGCAGCGAUGACGUUCUAAGACCCUCCUUCGAGUGUCUCACCCAUUUGAACCUCACGAUGUACGGAACUAUACCCCCGGCGGCGCUCAAGCAAUAUGGAUUGCUGGCCAAUCUGCAAUCGCUAGUAAUCAAUCUCCCAGAUGACACAAAGGCUACUCUCAUAGAGGAUUGGCUGCGGCAUGUCUGUCAAUACUGUUCGCCCCGCCGGCUGACGCACAUCUCUGUGAAUCCUGCCUACCGCUGGCAACAGCCUCUCCCACCAUAUGAAGACGGGUAUACCCUAGAGCGCGAGGUGCUCAAGGGGCUCUCCAUAUUUUCGCGGCUGAAAAUGUUGGACAUUACUAUCAAGUGUUCCGCGUCAUUGGAUGACGCUUCCCUUGAAGAGCUGGCUAUGAACUGGCCCCAUCUCCAGCGUCUCAAUGUCGGUGUUCAGAGUGGUUCGAUUAAGGACCUGCACGUCACUGCUCGGGGAGUAGUCGCGCUGCUCAGACUCUGUCCAGAUCUCAACUCUUUGGGCUUGGUCUUUCAUGCAGGGCAGAUUGGACACGGCCCGCAGAGCAGACCGGGCGCGGGAAUCUGCAACGAGAAGAUCACUACGAUCGACGUGGGUAACUCGCCGAUCAAGUACCCGCUGGAUGUUGCAGAGUUCCUGUCUGACGUGCUCCCCAACGUUCGGGAGGUCAAGACUGUCUAUCGACUGCCCCUCGUGUGGUCGUCGGCUGCUCAAAUGCAGCAGAAGCUAUGGAAGGAGGUAGAACGGCUUGUACCUCGCUUUGCGAAAGUGCGGCGACAGGAAAGGAGCCAUUGCGGGUGCUCUGUCUGA